CUAGACGUUGCGUAACUUACGUAAACGUCGAGUCAACAUGUCGGGAAGCGUUCUGAUGAGAGUUUUGUCUGAUCUAAGCAGAACAUCACAGUUUCUACAUCCGAAUAAGACGAAGUGUGUGACUAUAAGACGACCAAUCUCUGCCAAACUGCAAGGUCAGGUCAGACCACUAGAUGGAGUGAAAGUCUUAGAUCUGACGAGGGUUUUGGCUGGCCCUUUUGCUACUAUGAUAUUGGGAGAUUUGGGAGCCGAGGUGAUCAAGGUUGAGCGACCAGGCUCCGGAGACGACACGAGAGCAUGGGGCCCUCCGUUUGUGGGUGAAGAGAGCGCUUAUUUUCUGAGUGUGAACAGGAACAAAAAGAGCAUUGCUGUUAAUAUUAAAGAUCCACUGGGGACCAAACUUGUAACUGAGCUUGCCAGAGUCUGUGAUGUUCUGGUGGAGAAUUACUUGCCCGGGAAGCUGAAUGAGAUGGGACUCGGGUACGAGGAGUUGAGUAAAGUGGCCCCUCAGCUCAUCUAUUGCUCUAUCACAGGAUAUGGACAGACGGGCCCCGAGUCACACAAGCCUGGAUAUGACUCCAUUGCAUCUGCGGUGUCUGGUAUGAUGCACAUCACUGGUCCUGAGGAUGGAGACCCAGUCAGGCCAGGUGUCGCUAUGACCGAUCUGGCCACUGGUUUAUACACUCAGGGAGCCGUCAUGGCUGCUUUGCUUCAGAGACAGAAAACAGGACGAGGCCUUCAUAUAGACUGCAAUCUUCUGUCUUCACAGGUUGCUUGUCUCACUCACAUCGCUGCCAACUACCUCAACGCUGGUAUCGAAGCCAGACGAUGGGGAACUGCCCACGGGAGCAUUGUCCCUUACCAGGGUUUCAAGACCAAAGAUGGAUAUUUGGUUGUGGCAGCGGGAAACGACCAGCAAUUUAUGAAAGUGUGCAAAGUUUUGAGCAUGAAUGGCCUGGCAGAAAACCCGAAGUACAAAAUCAACAAGUUAAGAGUUCAGCACCGCAAAGAGCUGCUGCAGUUUCUGUCCGAGAGGUUCAUGCAGGAGACGACUGCAGAGUGGUUGAGACGCUUCGAAGGCACCGGUGUCCCCUGUGGCCCUAUCAACAACAUUCAGCAGGUGUUCGCCAACCCUCAGGUUGCUCACAAUGGCCUUAUUUUGGAAAUGGACCACCCAACAUCAGGAAAGAUAGCAGUGCCAGGUCCUGCUGUGCGCUUCAGUAGUUUUGAGUCCAGCAAUCCGAUGCCGCCACCUGUGAUUGGCCAGCACACGGUCCAAGUUCUCAGAGACACACUGGGCUACAGCGAUGAUGCUAUAAACCAUCUGCUAGCCUCUCGGACCGUCACUCAGAACAAGGUGCAGUGAGGGACGUCUCAUUGACUGAGAGAGCAGUCCUGCAGUGAUCGGCCAGCACACGGGAAAGCAAAAAUACUGCCUUCUUUCUCGGCACAGUGGUGAUAAUGUUGUGAUUAAACUGGUGAAUGUCCAUCUGAGAGGAAACGGUGAUUUAAAAAUACUGACGUUAUAACACAGUGUGUCACACGUAAGAAUGUGCACUGCUGAAUGAUUACAGUCUUCAAAUGAUCAAUAAUGUGCAGAUACUUCAUUCACAUCCAGAUUUAGAUCCAUACUGCCUGUUCCAUAAUUCACCCCAAAAUCAAAAGUGAAACAAAUUGUGUAAUAUUAUUGUAUAAAUAAAGUAAAACCUAUUUUUAGAACUAUUACAAUUUUCUUUUUGCAUUGUGAUACCAUUUUGACGUCAUCACCACCAUCCAAUUAUUAAGGAGCCCCUAAAGGGACAUGGUGAUAGAAAAAAAAUUAGAGGUGGGAGGAAAAAUAAUUUGUACAUUUGUUUGCGAGCUCUCACAAAAAUGAUGCAUUCCCUCAAGAAACUUUUCUCUCUUAAAGAUAUCGGAGUAACUGAACAUGCUACAUUGUGAAUGUACAGAUCUGUAUGAACCACUCCAAGCUAUAAAGUAAACAGGAAGAAUUUGUUCGAACUCUGCAGGUUUCGCGACGGAAUGCAAAUAUCUUUGCGAGAGAAUGCAAAAGGUGUGCGAGGGACAAAAAAUUUUUUCACCAUGCACAUUUUUAAGCAAACAUUUCUCUUUUUUUAUUUAGUAAGUUUUAUUAUUUGUUUAUUAUUAUUAUUUUGUGGUUAAUUAUGACUCAGACAUUUAAUUGUGAGAUUCACCCAUACCACUAUAAUAAUAAAUACACGACUGAUUACUACUGUAAUAAAAGGCAGCCAUUUCAUACGUGGCACAAGCAAUAAUAAAAAUAAGCUUUCAUAAACAAAAGCAAUAUAAAAUAAGCUCUAAUUAAGUUGAUUUUAUGAAAUGUUAGCAUCCAAUUUGAUAAGGUGAUUUUAAAUUAAUGUUUUAAACAUUCUGUAAGAUAAGUACUAUUCAUUACAAAAUGUAAGGUAAAGAAUCUCAUAUAAAUACAAAGUAAAAUAUAAAGUUGGCAUUCUUUAUUUAUUAGCUCUUUAUUGUCAUAAUGUUUCACGCCUGUCAGUUAAUGCUACAGAUAUGUGUUUGCGAUACACCAAUGACAUCCAUUUGAAGAAUAAAAUUGUAGAUUUCAUCAUAAA
Messenger RNA from Carassius gibelio (silver crucian carp), 2594 nucleotides. RefSeq names its product succinyl-CoA:glutarate-CoA transferase (gene sugct). The transcript is spliced from 14 exons. Lineage: Eukaryota; Metazoa; Chordata; Actinopteri; Cypriniformes; Cyprinidae. The record is from RefSeq and is a predicted model, not a curated record. Gene Ontology annotation, molecular function: catalytic activity. The coding region runs from base 38 to 1366 and encodes 442 amino acids.